UCUCCUCCUUAUCUUGGCUGAGGGCAGGCAGUAGCCGUGCAGCGGCAGUGUGCCUAUGCAGACGGAGGGAGAGUGAGCAGCACAGGGUGUUUCCACCAUGGUCUUCACUCAGGCCCGGGCUGAAGUCAGGGGCCACCUCCAGAUACGCAGCCUCCUGGCCCGGCAGUGCCUGGCAGAGUUUCUGGGUGUGUUUGUGCUCAUGCUCCUCACCCAAGGAGCUGUGGCCCAGGCUGUCACCAGUGGAGAAGACAAAGGCAACUUCUUCACCAUGUUUCUGGCUGGCUCUCUGGCUGUCACGAUAGCCAUCUACGUGGGUGGUAAUGUCUCAGGGGCCCACCUGAAUCCAGCCUUCUCCCUGGCCAUGUGCCUCCUUGGACGCCACCCCUGGGUCAAGCUCCCUAUUUACAUCUUGGUGCAGCUGCUGUCUGCUUUCUGUGCUUCGGGAGCCACCUAUGUUCUCUACUACGACGCCCUGCAGAACUAUACAGGUGGGAACCUGACAGUGACUGGUCCCAAGGAGACAGCCUCUAUUUUUGCCACCUACCCUGCCCCCUAUCUGUCCCUGAACAAUGGCUUCCUGGAUCAGGUUCUGGGCACCGGGAUGCUGAUUGUGGGGCUCUUGGCCAUCCUGGACAGACGGAACAAGGGAGUCCCUGCGGGUCUGGAGCCUGUGGUGGUGGGGAUGCUGGUCUUGGCCAUCGGGUUAUCCAUGGGUGCCAACUGCGGGGUUCCACUCAACCCGGCCCGGGACCUGGGCCCGCGUCUCUUCACCUACGUGGCUGGCUGGGGUCCUGAAGUCUUCAGUGCUGGUAAUGGCUGGUGGUGGGUGCCUGUGGUGGCCCCUAUGGUGGGGGCCACGCUUGGCACAGCCACUUACCAGCUGUUGGUGGCUCUGCACCAUCCUGAGGACCCAGAGCCAGUUCAGCAUCUGGUGUCUGACCAACGUAAAGCCUCAGAGUUGGAAACUCCUGCCUCAGCACAGAUGCUGGAGUGUAAGCUAUGAUUAGGCCAAUCCUCACUUCACUCGUGGACCCUGGAGCCAUCACUGACCCCGCCUGGGAGCAACAGUUAUUCUUCCUCCUUGUUCAUGUGCCAGAACCUGGGAGCCUUCCCGUUUACCCACAUGGCACCCCUUCCUCCUAAGAAGGAUCCUGGACAGGGAGAAGCGGAGGAGGAUAAGGUACCGGGACUCAGCCUUCUCAUCCCCCUCCUCCCACAAAGCGGUUUUCUGACCCUCCGGGCCUCUUGGAACGUAAUUACUCGAGGUAGCCGCUAGAGGGUGCGCACCCGGACGCUGGACGGGGACGGCUGUGGGCAUCUGCAGGGCGGAGGGGGCCACCAUCCAGGGUAGGGCACAACCCUGGGGACUGCCCUCCACAGCCUGUCCCGACUGCCGACUCCCAGCUUUCAUCGCCCCGGCGCCUCCCGCCUUCACCCUCUCGGGAAGCCUCUCGCAGCGGGUAGUUAGGGGUGGGGAGGCCGCCACCACCUAGGGGGCGUGGUGGGGGCGGAGGGAGGGAGGGAGGCGGGGCACAGAGACCGAGAGCAAGGCGGGGAAACUGAGGCAUGGUUCCUCGACAUCUCGGUGCGGCGUCGUUCAUUCAAGGAGAGUGAGAUACAGUGAGAUGAAGCAGGGCGAGGAGAAAGGGUGAAGGAACAGAGGGUGGACGGCUCCGAGGAGCGAGAGUCGGGGCCUGAGGGCAACCUGGCGCCGGGGAGAAUUCUGGUUGUUCACCACUUCUACAGCUCUCCCGCCGCUCCCUGCAGAGGAUGCUCGUUUUGCAGAGAAGGCAGAGUUCCUCUACUCCUUUUUUCCAAAUUAAAAAAACCCUCUGAACGA
Molecule: messenger RNA, 1840 nt
Organism: Sapajus apella (tufted capuchin)
Lineage: Eukaryota; Metazoa; Chordata; Mammalia; Primates; Cebidae
Gene: AQP10
Product: aquaporin 10
Exons: 6
Coding region: 98-1003 (301 amino acids)
Biological process (GO): water transport; glycerol transmembrane transport
Cellular component (GO): plasma membrane; basolateral plasma membrane
Molecular function (GO): water channel activity; urea transmembrane transporter activity; glycerol channel activity
Source: RefSeq, a predicted model, not a curated record